GCAAGCGCGGCCGCUCCCGAGCCCUGCGAGGCAGUGGUGUUGCUUGGCCUGUGUCGCCAGGCCCGGGCUGCCCCCAGCCCUUCGCCACCUGCCGGCCGCGCCCGCGAUGGACGACUACGCGGUCCUGUCGGACACCGAGCUGGCCGCCGUGCUGCGCCAGUACAACAUUCCGCACGGGCCAGUCGUGGGCUCCACUCGCAAGCUCUACGAAAAGAAAAUCUUCGAGUACGAAACCCAGAGGCGGAGGCUCUCCCCACCCAACUCGUCUGCUUCCUCGUUCUCCUAUCGGUUCUCGGACUUGGACUCGGCAUCUGUGGACUCGGAUAAGUACGACCUGCCCAAGAAAGAGGACGCCUUACUUUACCAGAGCAAGGGCUAUAAUGAUGACUACUAUGAGGAGAGUUACUUGAGCACCAGGACUUACGGGGAGCCCGAGUCUGUGGGCACAUCCAAAGGCUUCCGGCAACCCGGGACUUCACUUUCUGAUGCUGACACCUCCCACCACCAGGUGCGCAGUGACAAUCUUUUCUCUUCUGAAGAGGAGGGCAAGGACAGGGAACGCUCCACAUAUGGCCGUGACAGUGCCUACCAGAGCAUCGCACACUACCGCCCUGUUUCCAACGUCUCCAGGAGUUCCUUGGGCCUGUCCUAUUACCCUGCAUCCUCCUCUUCUGUGGCCUCUUCGCCUUCUCCAUCAUGGCUCGCCCGCCGUGCCAUCCGACCAGAGAAGCAGGCCCCUGCAGCUGGUCUGGGUCAGGACCGCCAGGUCCCACUCUGGGGCCAGCUGCUGCUUUUCCUGGUCUUUGCUGCCUUCCUGCUCUUUGUUUACUAUUCCAUGCAGGCAGAGGAAGGCAACCCCUUCUGGAUGGAUCCCUGAGGGUCUUGAUUUGAGAGCCAGCUCUUCGAAGUCCUGGCUGUCUGCCUUAGUGCAGUGUGUGCUGGGGGUGGGGGUGGGGGCUUUUCUGUGUGUUCUAGCUUUGGGGGCUGGGCCUAUCCCUGAGCAGUGCUUGCUCCCCCUGCCUGGUCCCACCAGGGAGGCAGCAGACUCGGGCCCUUCAUGUUAUGGUAGGCCUGGGUGUGCCUUCCUCUGGAGCCUCCUGGCCCUGCUUGCCUCUGACCCUUAGGGCCUGGGAGGGCAAGACUUCACUCCUUCAGAGAUGUUGUCAUGUUCUCAUGCAUGCCUCCUGUUCGUUGUCACCUUUUUGAGGUUAACCAAGGGCCACCUCGACUUUGUUUUCGUGGACGCAAUAAAGACCGUUUAUUUUUAA
Molecule: messenger RNA, 1268 nt
Organism: Lepus europaeus (European hare)
Lineage: Eukaryota; Metazoa; Chordata; Mammalia; Lagomorpha; Leporidae
Gene: EMD
Product: emerin
Exons: 6
Coding region: 107-877 (256 amino acids)
Cellular component (GO): nuclear envelope
Source: RefSeq, a predicted model, not a curated record